AGCAACCGGAACUCCUUGUCUGUGUGACCAUGUCCUGUGGCAGCCUGUGUGUCCCCUCCUGUGGGGUGGCCACCCCGGCCCCUCUGGCUGACACGUGCAACGAGCCCUGCGUGCGGCAGUGCCCCGACUCCACGGUGGUGAUCCAGCCCCCGGCCUCAGUGGUCACCUUCCCCGGGCCCAUCCUCAGCUCCUUCCCCCAGCAGAGCGUGGUUGGCUCAGCAGGAGCCCCCGGCGUUGGAGGGGGCUACGGGGGCACUUUUGGAGGCCGUGGGGGCUACGGAGGCUACGGGGGCUAUGGGGGUUAUGGUUAUGGGGGUUGGGGCUAUGGAGGCCUUGGUGGCUACGGGGGUUGGGGCUAUGGAGGCCUUGGGGGCUAUGGGGGUUAUGGCUAUGGAGGCCUUGGGGGCUAUGGGGGCUGUGGCUAUGGGGGUUAUGGCUAUGGAGGCCUUGGGGGCUGGGGAGGCUAUGGGGGCUAUGGCAGCUGUGGGUACGGGGGCUGGCGCCGUGGCCACAGGUACCUGAAUGGCAACUGCGGGCCCUGCUAA
This is a messenger RNA of Pipra filicauda (Wire-tailed manakin), 545 nucleotides long. RefSeq names its product claw keratin-like. Lineage: Eukaryota; Metazoa; Chordata; Aves; Passeriformes; Pipridae. Bases 30 to 545 code for a protein of 171 amino acids. Gene Ontology annotation, cellular component: intermediate filament. The record is from RefSeq and is a predicted model, not a curated record. Gene Ontology annotation, molecular function: structural constituent of cytoskeleton. The transcript has 2 exons.